AAUGUCACGGACUUUGGUUGCGUUCCUGUUGCUCGGAGUGAGCUGCUCCCUGGCAGAUCCCCUUUACCGGAAUGAAGAGGAGCCAGCGUUGCCUCAGCUCGAUGGACGCAUUGUCGGUGGACAGGACACGAACAUCACCUUCUAUCCGCAUCAGAUCUCGAUGAGGUACAAUGGAAAUCACCGAUGUGGAGGUGCUAUUUAUGAGAAAAACAAGGUCAUUAGUGCAGCCCAUUGCGUGAACACUUUGAGUGGUCCUGGUAACCUUACCAUAGUGGCUGGUUCCUCGAACAUCUGGUUCCCCAAUACUCCCCAGCAGGUGUUGGCUGUUCGUGAGUUCAUCAUUCACCCCAAGUACCGAACUCUGAACAACGACUACGAUGCGGCUAUCCUGAUUCUCGAUGGAGAGUUUGAGUACAACGACGCCGUGCAGCCCAUUACCUUAGCGAAGGAGCGUCCGGAACACAAUACAACCGUCACGGUGACCGGUUGGGGAACCACCAGCGAGGGGGGCACCAUCUCCGACGUCCUCCAGGAGGUCGAAGUCAAUGUGGUGGAGAAUUCGGAGUGCAAGAGCGCCUACUCCAUCAUGCUGACCAGCCGGAUGCUCUGUGCCGGAGUCACUGGCGGCGGCAAGGAUGCCUGCCAGGGAGAUUCCGGCGGUCCGCUGAUCUACAAGAACGAACUCCUGGGCAUUGUGUCCUGGGGAACGGGCUGUGCUCGUGAGAAGUACCCCGGAGUCUAUUGCUCCGUUCCGGAUGUUCGCGAGUGGCUGCUAGAAACCAUUGAUUCCUACGCGGAUGUGGGAAAAAUUGACUUCCUGUAAAAAUCCUUA
Messenger RNA from Drosophila takahashii, 832 nucleotides. RefSeq names its product lambdaTry (gene lambdaTry). NCBI's taxonomy places the organism in Eukaryota, Metazoa, Arthropoda, Insecta, Diptera, Drosophilidae. Gene Ontology annotation, biological process: proteolysis. Gene Ontology annotation, molecular function: serine-type endopeptidase activity. The record is from RefSeq and is a predicted model, not a curated record.